This is a messenger RNA of Akanthomyces muscarius, 972 nucleotides long. RefSeq lists its product as uncharacterized. Bases 1 to 972 code for a protein of 323 amino acids. NCBI's taxonomy places the organism in Eukaryota, Fungi, Ascomycota, Sordariomycetes, Hypocreales, Cordycipitaceae. Gene Ontology annotation, molecular function: hydrolase activity. The record is from RefSeq and is a predicted model, not a curated record. The transcript is spliced from 3 exons.
AUGGGGAUACUACAAUCCCUCGGCCUGCGCCGCGCCUCGCAGUGGCAGCGCCUCACCCUGCUCGAUCACCUGCUCCUCUCGCCGCUCACCUUCCUCACCAUCACCCUCUACCACAUCCUCGUGUGGCUGCGCGGACGGCCGUUGCGCCCGCCGCGCGGCAAGGAGCCCGUCCGCGUGGUGUGCAUCUCGGACACGCACGACUUGACUGUGGACGUGCCCGAUGGCGAUAUUCUCGUCCACGCCGGCGACCUCACCAACGAGGGCACCGCGGCCGACGUUCAGAAGCAGCUCGACUGGCUCAACAGCUUUGACCACCCCGUCAAGAUUGUGGUUGCGGGGAAUCACGACAGCUACUUUGACCGCAGGUCGCGGAGGGAAGAGGACGUGCGCAGCAGGGCGAAAGUGCAGCUUGGCGACAUCUUGUUCCUGCAGGGCGACAUGACGGUGCAAGAGGUCAAUGGACGAAAGAUUAGCAUCUUUGGUGCCGGCGAUGUUCCUGAAUGCGGGCCACAAGAAUUUGCCUUCCAAUACACUCCCACCACACAACCAUGGCACAACAGAGUACCGCCGCAGACAGACAUUCUCGUCACUCAUACUCCGCCCAAACACCACCUCGAUCUUGACCUUGGAUGCCCACAUCUCCUCCGCGAAGCCUGGCGUGUCAGGCCACGUCUGCACGUCUUUGGCCACUGCCACUGGGCCUACGGCCAAGAGCCUAUCUACUUUGACGAAAUGCAGGCCGCGUACGAGGCGCUCCUCUCGCGUCCCCGCCGCGGCCCCAUCAUGGACUUUGUCCCCAACCGAUCCUGGUUUUAUAUGUGGCAGGUCAUCUACUACGGCGUGCAGGGUGUGGCCUGGAAAUGGCUCAUGGGCGGCCCCCGAGGCAAUCAGGGCAGCAUCAUGGUCAAUGCCGCGCAGAUGUACGGUGAUACCGGCCGCAUCAAGUCGCGUGCCGUUGUUGUGGACAUUUAA